This is a messenger RNA of Dibothriocephalus latus, 372 nucleotides long. NCBI's taxonomy places the organism in Eukaryota, Metazoa, Platyhelminthes, Cestoda, Diphyllobothriidea, Diphyllobothriidae. The record is from the annotation of a GenBank genome assembly.
AGGAAAGCCAAGAAACAGAGGACGAGGAGGAAGAGGAAGAAGAUGAUGCAGUUACUGGUAUAUUUCGCUCAACUGGACAACAGCACGCUCGCACUUCCUCCCUCUCCACCACAGACUCCUCUGAUGCUGAGUUGCCCGCCCCGCGUCCCGCCACCAACAGGCGCCAACAACCGACCAAAAAACGCCAGAAACCGCCAUCACCAGACGUCACGGAGAGCGCAACAGAAUCUGAGACAGAAGAGGAGGAGCAACAGUCGGAUUUGGUACCUGUUAGAAAGCAGUCGAAUAGAAAGACUGGCGCCUCGAAGAAGACCCCGAUGAAUGCUAAAAAACCGCAGCCGUCUGAAGACUUGUUACUCCUGGACUUUGAUG